AUGCGAGCGUCGAGCGACACCCUCCUCUACCAGGAACAGCACGGCGUGGUCCAGGCGCUGCUUGGCGACCACGGCAUCGACCUCCACUCGCCCCCGCAGCCCCAGGAGCCCCCCACCCAGCUGUGGUGGCUGUUUUGCACCCCGAAGUCGGCGCCGCUGGCCCCGACGUUCACGGGGCGGUUUAUCCCCUACCACGACAUCGUGUGGUGUGAGCGCAUCGAGCUGGGGGUGUACACGCUUCGAAUCGUGUUUGAGCACCGGGUGGUGGCGCAGGCGGUGGCGAUGGACGCCGACGACGACCUCAGUGAAAAAGUGUUGCAAAUGGCGUACGGCGAGCUGAUAAUCAAACCGAGGGUGUUGGUGGUGGUUAAUCCCCAUGGAGGCAAGGGCCACGCCAGCCACAUCUACCAUAAACAGGUGCUCCCCGUGCUCAGAGCCGCCCACGCCCAGGUGACGUUUAUCGAGACCAAACACGCCGAACACGCCACCGAAAUCGCUAAGGACUUGGAGAUUGCCAACUACGACUACAUCGCAUGCUGUUCAGGCGACGGGAUCCCCCACGAGAUCGUCAACGGCCUUUACUUGCGCCCUGACCGCAAACAGGCGUUUGACCAGAUCGCCAUCACCCAGCUCCCCUGCGGCUCGGGUAAUGCGAUGACGUGGUCCACCCACGCCACCAGUGACCCUGUUGAUGCCACAUUAUCCAUGCUUAAGCUGACACGGGUCAAAGCCGACGCCAUGGCCGUCACCCAGCUCGACCUCAGCGGCAACCCCGUCACCAAACUUAGCUUUUUGACCCAGACCUACGGGAUCAUCGCCGACGCCGAUAUCGGCACCGAGCACUUACGGUGGAUGGGGGCGUUGCGUUUCGAUAUCGCCACUGCCAAAGGUAUCUUGGCGCGAGCGACCUACCCCUGCGACCUCUACGUCGACUACGCGUGCAACGACAAACGCGAGCUUGUGCGGGCGCUGGCGCCGUCGGCCCUGGCUCCGUCACACCCGAAACCGGAGGCGACCGACUACACGUUAAGAGGGCCGCCCUUGGAUAAGCCCGUCCCCCUGCUGUGGUCUAAAGUGGCGGGAACCGAUAAGCUCAACGUGCUCUAUGCAGGCAAGUACCCGUAUAUCCUGAAGGACGUGUUGUUCUUCCCCACAGCCCAGCCGGACGACGGCACCAUCGACUUGUUGCUCACAUCCACCGAGAUCUCGGUGAUGGACAUGAACGGGAUGUUCUCCAAGGUGCACACCGGUGAACACAUUUACCACGAGAAAAUGGGGUACUCUAAGGUGUACAGCUACCGGCUUGUCCCCCGCGUCCACGGGACCCACUACCUUAGUGUGGACGGUGAAAGCUUCCCCUUAGAAACGUUGCAAGUGGAAGUAUUGCCUCAAGCAGUGACGGUGUUGGUGCACCCGGAGGGGGUGAAUAAUGCGAAAUUCAUCCGCAAGACUUAG
Molecule: messenger RNA, 1455 nt
Organism: Diutina rugosa
Lineage: Eukaryota; Fungi; Ascomycota; Pichiomycetes; Serinales; Debaryomycetaceae
Gene: LCB4
Product: sphinganine kinase
Exons: 1
Coding region: 1-1455 (484 amino acids)
Biological process (GO): sphingosine biosynthetic process
Cellular component (GO): cytoplasm; intracellular membrane-bounded organelle; membrane
Source: RefSeq, a predicted model, not a curated record